Molecule: messenger RNA, 4786 nt
Organism: Hemibagrus wyckioides
Lineage: Eukaryota; Metazoa; Chordata; Actinopteri; Siluriformes; Bagridae
Gene: trim63b
Product: tripartite motif containing 63b
Exons: 1
Coding region: 3372-4403 (343 amino acids)
Molecular function (GO): zinc ion binding
Source: RefSeq, a predicted model, not a curated record
UUGGACAAUGAAACUGAAACACUGGCCAAUUUAGUGUUGGAGGUUUCAUGGCUAAAUUUGACCAGCCUGGUGGCCAAUCUUCAUUGAUUGCACAUUCCACCAGUAAGAGCAGAGUGUGAAGGUUUAAUUAGCAGAGUAAUAGCACAGUUUUGCUUAAAAUAUUGCAAUGCACACAACAUUAUGGGUGACAUAUCAAAUUGACAUAUCAAACAAAUUGACAUAUCAAACAAAUUGUUGGUGCACGUCUCGCUGGCGCAUCCGUGACUAAGACAGCAAGUCUUUGUGAUGUAUCAAGAGCCACGGUAUCCAGGGUAAUGUCAGCAUACCACCAAGAAGGACGAACCACAUCCAACAGGAGUAACUGUGGACACAAGAGGAAGCCGUCUGAAAGGGAUGUCCGGGUGCUAACCUGGAUUGUAUCCAAAAAACAUAAAACCACAGCUGCCCAACUCACUACAGAAUUAAAUGUGCACCUCAUCUCUCCUGUUUCCACCAAAACUGUCCGUCGGGAGCUCCACAGGGUCAAUGUACAUGGCCGGGCUGCUAUACCCAAACCUUUGGUCACUCGUGCCAAUGCCAGACGUCGGUUUCAAUGGUGCCAGCAGUGAAAAUCUUGGGCUGUGGACAAUGUGAAACAUGUAUUGUUCUCGGUUACGGUGUGGAGAAGCCCCAAAGAAGCAUACCACCCAGACUGUUGCAUGCCCAGAGUGAAGCAUGGGGGUGGAUCAGUGAUGGUGUGGGCUGCAAUAUCAUGGCAUUCCCUAGGCCCAAUACUUGUGCUAGAUGGGCGCGUCACUGCCAAGGACUACCGAACCAUUCUGGAGGACCAUGUGCACCCAAUGGUUCAAACAUUGUAUCCUGAAGGCGGUGCCGUGUAUCAGGAUGAUAAUGCACCAGUACACACAGCAAGACUGGUGACAGAGUGGGUUGAUGAACAUGAAAGUGAAGUUGAACAUCUCCCAUGGCCUGCACAGUCACCAGAUCUAAAUAUUAUUGAGCCACUUUGGGGUGUUUUGGAGGAGCGAGUCAGGAAACGUUUUCCUCCACCAGCAUCACGUAGUGACCUGGCCACUAUUCUGCAAGAAGAAUGGCUCAAAAUCCCUCUGGCCACUGUGCAGGACUUGUAUCUGUCAUUCCCAAGACGAAUUGAUGCUGUAUUGGCUGCAAAAGGAGGCCCUACACCAUACUAAUGAAUUAUUGUGGUCUAAAACCAGGCGUUUCAGUUUCAUUGUCCAACCCCUGUGUGUGUGUGUGUGUGUGUGUAAAUUGAGGUCAGUAGAAGCUUCGAUAUGUAUUGCAUUUUUGUAUGCCAAAGUAGUCUUAAUAAACAUGGCAUUUUCCUAAUUUACUGAAAGCUUUAUCUGUUUGGCAGCCUGGACAGAGGAAAUGAUCAUGCAUCAGAGAAAGAUAUUUUGUUGGUCUGCAUUCACACAACAUAGGCUUCUAAGUUUUCUAUACAGAACUAAUGACUGGGCUAAAAGAAAUGCACACUCUGGGACCCAGCAAAAUUCCUAAUAUCAUCAUCAGUCAUUCAUUCAUCACAUACACCUGGUACCAACAACCAUGGCACGAUCAAAGUCACAGAGAUCAGACUUUUUUUCGUUCUGUUGUUCAGUGUGAACAUUAACUGAAGCUCUUGAUCUGUAUCUGCAUGAUUUUAUGCACUGUACUGCUACCACUUGAUUGGCUGACUAGACUGACUAGGUGCAUGAAUGUGUAAGGGUAUGUGGUUCUUAUCUCUCAGUAUUAAUGUAUUUUUAGGCAAAUAAAAUAUGCACCAUGUCAAGAACUUCUGUUACAGUCAGCACACUGUUUUGUGGUUUUAUCAAAGCUAAUCAAAUUAGAUCAAAAGCAGCUUUAUAUGUGUUCAUUACAUGCAGUUUCCUGCUUCCUCUGGAUGCAUUUUUCAGCAAUCAAAGUCUCAAAAUAAGCUUAACUGUUUAAUGAAAGAUAAGCCUAGUGUAGAGAACAAAGCUUGUGUAGAAGUCUUGGGGAGUAUGGCUGAGUCAUGUAACCUAAUCAGUCUUGAACGUAGCAGCUUGCAGCAGCAGGGGGUGUGGUAAGCUCAGUUCAAGGCUUUGGGCAUGUGCUUAUCAUCUGCUCCUUUAAUUAGGAUUUGUUUUAGUUUGCUGUGCUUUUGUUGAACUUUGGGAAUUUCAUAUGGAUACCUGUUUAUCCGUCAGUGAUGACAUACAUGUUCUGAGCUCCUGGGAACCAUGUAAAGCUGUUCAUUCCUUCUGUGCUUUAUGUAAUUCAGCUGUCAUUAUUUCACAAGCUGAAGCUGAUAUGGAGACACUUGUGCAGCGUUAUAAAGUGUGUGAGAUUAUUUCUCAUUUCAGACUUGAGUGUAGUUUCUUGCUUUUGUUAUAAUGCAUGUAGGAUGUAGGAAAGACUUGGUUUCCUGACAAAUUAGGUAGACAUACACAAUUGCUUUGGUAGAAAAGCAAAACAUUUCUCUGAAACUUAUUUCUAAGUGAAGGAAUCAUUUACACACACUAUCCACUUGAUCCCCAUGCGUGUGCACAUGAUUCGCCCAGACCAAGGCAAGAAGUUAAAAAUAGUUCUUUGCUCAUGUAGCAGUGUGUCUAUGUAUUUCUAGACAUUUACAUGUUUUCUGUUCUAGAACCAAUUGGAUGUUGGUCAGCUUGACAUAAUGUGAGGAUAAGGUUAUGCUAAAGGAACACUGUUUUUCAGUAUAGUCUAAAAUGCUUUAGGUUUUUUAAUGUUCAGUGAAAUUUAGUGAUAUUUCUUUUUAUAGUAAAGAUGUAGUUAACAUUAACUGUCUGGUCAGAACAUUGUCCAUUGCUGUACAGUUAAAAAAAGAUGGCAUAUAACAAUGGUAUAAGAAAAUAUAACAAUAUUAAAAAUUAUUUUUGUUUUGCAUUCUGUAAUGUUUUCUAAUUUAAAUUUAAGCUGUGCUUUCUCUUUAUAAGGACAAAGCUACAGUACUACAAAAUGAACAUUCAGAAAAAUAAACAAAUAAAAUAUUUGUUAUUGUAAUAACUAAUAAAAUAACCAUAUGACUGUGUGUCCAUGGCUCAGCAGAUGGGCCUUGUUUAUCACUGCUGAAGUAUUUAAUCGAAAAGAAUUUGUUGCUGGAAAGGCUUAACAGUUGUGUCCUGGACUCUUCGAGCCAUGUGACAUAUGGGGGCUGAGAAGUGGGGGUGUUGCUUCUCCAAAAACAGACUUAAAAACAAGCCAUGUACCCUGAUUGGUUGGUCUGACUGAGCGUCACGAGCAGCAAGAGGAUGGUAUAAAACCUUUGGCUGCUGUGCUUCCGCAGAAUUGACAGCUGAUGGGACAUGUUUGUGCUGUGUUACUAUAAUUACUUCUGAUACUGCGGCAAGCAUUAGACACCACCGGUAGCUAGCAUGGAAAUCCAGAGGACUGGCUCACUGAGGGGGUCACCUAACUCUAUGGAGAGUCUGGAAAAACAGCUUAGUUGUCCAAUCUGUCUUGAUAUGUUUACCAAGCCAGUAGUGAUCCUCCCCUGCCAACAUAACCUGUGCCGUGGAUGUGCUAGUGACCUUUAUGACUCUCGAAACCCUUACAGGUUUUCGGGGGGGGUGUUCAGGUGUCCAACAUGUCGUUUUGAGGUGGUUCUUGAUCGGCAUGGUGUACAUGGACUUCAAAGGAAUAUUCUAGUAGAGAACAUUAUUGACCUUUACAAACAGCAGCAAGAGGGCUCUGGAACCACAGCGGCGCCUGUAAAACCUAAGGUCUCCACUGAACCACUGUGUGAGGAGCACAAGGAUGAAAAGAUCAACAUCUACUGUGUGACCCACCAGGUUCCCACUUGCUCACUGUGUAAAGUGUUUGGUCAGCACAAGGACUGUGAAGUUUCCCCCAUUGCUAGUGUUUACCAGGCCCAAAAGGGUGAGAUGAGCAAUGCCAUUGAUGCUCUGGUUGCAAGUAAUGGGCGGCUGCAGGCCCUGCUAAACCAGAUGGAGGAAGCUUGCAAAGCUGUUCAGGACAAUGCCCAACAUUCUAAGCAAAAGCUUGGUGAGCGAUUUGAUGCUCUAUAUGUGGCUCUAGAGGAACGAAAAAAUGCCCUCUUGGAGCGUAUAAGCAAAGAGCAAGAUGAGAAGGUGGCAGUCUUACGAAAACUAGCUAGACGUUAUGGAGACCGGCUACAAGCAUGCACAGAGCUCACUGAUACAGCAGUUCAGGCCCUUGAACAAAGCAGUGCUGCAGACUUCCUGCAGUCCUCCAAGGGUCUCAUUGCACAGACAAAGGAUGCAGCCAAGAGUUCCCUUGCUGAGGAAAGACCUGAAGCUGGUUUUGAGAGAAUGGACCAUUUUACUCUUUUCACAGACCAUAUCGAGGCAUUAUUUUCCAAGAUGGACUUUGGGGUAGACGAUGAUGAAGAAUUUGAAGAUGCAGAGGAAGAUGAAGAGGAGUGAACUGGACACAUGGUGUUUGGAGUGUUAGUGUGUGUGAAGGAGAAGCAAAGGACAAUUUAAAAUAUGUUGCUAAAUAAUGUAUUUUUAACACAUUUUAAGUGGUUUUACAGAGUGCUGCUAAACAGUACUGAAAAUAACAAAGCUACAUUCUGAUAAAAUACUGCCAUUUUUAUACUUUUAUAAUGAUAGUUUAUAUAUGUAUGUUUCUAUGUGAAUCUUAUGUCGAGCGAAGACAUUAACAUACUGUUCAUUUACUUGGAUGUCAAAUUAACAGAUAAUCAUACAAACUUAUUUUUCACUGUAUAAUAAGUUUGUCAGUUUUUGUGAUUUCUGUGGUUAUUCUGCUGCAUGACAAUAAAAUCUUUAAUAAAGCAUUACACUGA